AUGUUGUCGACAACACAGCAAGGUCCAGGUGCUGCAGAUCUCACCUCUGAUCCUUAUCAAGGUAUUCCGAUGACGGACUAUCACGACUGGUCAUUUGUUCCCUCGUCAAUGUAUCAGGACAACGACCCCAAUCAGGUUGUCGACUUCUUUCUCGACUCGCUCCACGAAGAGAGCGCCCAGGCAGAACACAUCCGUCGCGCAUCGAGCGUCAUCGAAUCGGAUUCUUCCGACAUCGGUUCCCUGAGACACCACCAGCUGUCCGGCUCGUACAUGCUCCCUCGAGACUUACCCAGUCCUGCACCAAGCUCGUCUUACGGUCGACUGGAUCUGAGGUCUGCCGAAGACACUCCGCUCCGGGGAGUGCUUGUCCCAGUGGUGCUGUCCGACAAAGAGCGACGCCACCGACGGCGGGAGCAGAACCGCAAGGCACAGCACGCGUUCAGGGAGAAGCGCAAGGCCGAAGCACGCAGGGUCGAGAACGAACUCGCCGAGUUGAAGUCGCAGCUGGCCAAGAUCCGCUACGACGCCGCCACUUCGGGAUGGACUAUCUGCGUCAAAUGUCGAAAUUUCUUCCCCCCCGGCGUGAAUGCGAGUACCGACGCAGACGCCGAGCCCAAAACUCCUCCAUAUGUUGACAGUCUGUUUCGGAGUUCAGGACCAUCCGGUCGUGACGAUUGCCAUCGAUCUGGCUGA
Molecule: messenger RNA, 693 nt
Organism: Exophiala spinifera
Lineage: Eukaryota; Fungi; Ascomycota; Eurotiomycetes; Chaetothyriales; Herpotrichiellaceae
Exons: 1
Coding region: 1-693 (230 amino acids)
Biological process (GO): regulation of DNA-templated transcription
Molecular function (GO): DNA-binding transcription factor activity
Source: RefSeq, a predicted model, not a curated record